Messenger RNA from Tremella mesenterica DSM 1558, 1686 nucleotides. RefSeq lists its product as uncharacterized. Gene Ontology annotation, molecular function: GTPase activator activity. Lineage: Eukaryota; Fungi; Basidiomycota; Tremellomycetes; Tremellales; Tremellaceae. Bases 1 to 1506 code for a protein of 501 amino acids. The record is from RefSeq and is a predicted model, not a curated record. The transcript has 3 exons. Gene Ontology annotation, cellular component: Golgi apparatus. Gene Ontology annotation, biological process: endoplasmic reticulum to Golgi vesicle-mediated transport; intra-Golgi vesicle-mediated transport; endocytosis.
AUGGCCGACAAAAGAGCAGAACGUAUGAUGGAGGAGGUGCUCAAGUUACCUGGUAAUGAUAACUGUGCCGAUUGUCACGCUCCAGCUCCUAGAUGGGCUUCCGUCAAUCUGGGUAUAUUCUUAUGUGUCAACUGUGCAAGUGUGCAUCGCAAGCUUGGCACUCAUAAAUCAAGAGUAAAAAGCGUUACAUUAGAUACAUGGUCGCGAGAUCAAAUUACCGCCAUGAGAACUAUAGGGAACAAAGCUUCUAAUGCUAUAUACAACCCUAACGAACGUCUUCAUCCACCUCCAACAUCUUCCACUGCCGAAGCUCGUGAUUCUGAAAUUGAACGUUACAUCCGAAAGAAAUACGAAAUAGGAGCUUUCAAAUCUCUCUCAUCCACCAAGCUUCCCCCUCAACCGACUCCCGUCAAUGUAAAUAAAGAACGAAAUGGUCGAUUAGCACCUUCAAUAGAUCCUUGGAAUCUAAAGGUCUCUAGGGUCAAUAGUCAAGGUGAAAAGAUAGGGGAGAAUAAAAGAAAUCCAGAGUUAAAUGAUGUGAUAGUAAGAUCACCUGUUCCUAGAAAAGAAAGAGAUUUACCACCUUUACCAACUGGGAAUAGUAUUUCUCCACGUCCAAUCAGUGUAUCUUUGGGAACAGGCGCGAGUGCGAGACCUAGACCGGCGAGAUCACCUUCGAGCAAUACUAUGAAUCUUGGAGGACAAAUGUCCGAUGCGGGGGUGGGGUCAAGUGGGGGAAGUAAGAAAGAGGAAGGGUUGUUGGUAGAUUUGAACGGAGGGACAAGUUCGACAUUACCAUUACAACUAAAUAAUUUUGGGACCCAACCGCAACAGAGUCAACAGUCGAUGGUCCAGGGAGGAAUGCAUUAUGGUAUGGGAUUUCAACCUCAAGCUCCUUUUCAAGGAGGGCAACAACAUUUUCAAGGGUCUCAACAGUUUUCACAGGGGUAUCCGCCAUCAAAUCAACCAUAUCUUGGACAGAUGUCAGUCGAAGGGGGAAUGAAUGUGAUGGCUGGGUCUAGUGGUUCGAACAUAUCGAACGGGUUCAACAAUAUGAACGGCUUUAACGGGAUGAAUGGUACGAAUGGCUUCCCUGGGCCACACGGUAUGAACGGAACUGGUAUGGGGAUGAACGGCUCAACGGGAAUGAACGGAAUGAACGGAACUGGCAUGGGGAUGAACGGAAUGAAUCCAGGUGGUAUGGGAAUGAGCGCAGGUGGUAUGGGAAUGAACGGAAUGAACGCAGGUGGCAUAGGGAUGAACGGCGGAGGAAUGGGAGGUUGUUUCAACGGAUACCUUAACCCUACCAAUAUGAACCAAUCAACAUAUCCUUCUCAUAUUCAAUAUCCACAAUCAAACGCACAAGGGACAUAUCAACUCCCUUCUCAAUAUCCACCAUCAAACGCACAAGGAACAUAUCAACUCCCUUCUCAAUUCCCCCAACUCUCUACCAAUGUAAACAUGGGAAUGGGAAUGGUUUCCGGUUUCCCUAAUAUGAUGCGAUGACUUUUCCUUUCUUCAUUCCCUUCCCUAUAUUUUCCUAUCCCCUUCCAGUCCAUCGUUAUUCAACGAAUACCCAAUUUGCAUCGACCAUAAAACGAUAGAGAUCGUUUGAAAUUGAUACAUACUUGAACAUAAUGUAAAUACUGUCAACUUGUCAUUUUUCUUCACAUGCAAUGAUUACAC